AGAACCUCGUCAAGAACUGCAUUUUACUGACGGUUCCCUAAAUGUGAUGUCAUCUUCUUCUGAUUCAGGAUUCAGGAUUCAGGAUUCCGGGAAGGAAACUUCGCUUCUCUCGUCGAGUCUCUGGCCCUCUCAGCUCAAAACCAACUCAAUUUGUAUUCUCUGCUCACAAUUGACGUCUAAGUUCUGUUAUCUCAACAAAACCUCAACUGUAAAAAGCUAGUCCGUGGAUUCCAGUUUUGAAUUUUGUCGAAAAAGCUUGAUCUUUGUUCCCUCCAUCGUUGCUUUUAGCUUUAGGUUUCUGCAAUUGGUGCCACUUGAUCCGGCCAUUGUUUUUUGUCUUCUUCGAUGUUCAACAGCGUUUCCAUCUCCAUCUCCGAUGACGAGUCAGACGAGCUCGCUGGAAAGAUGCGAGUUCGAUCUCGAAGGAAACGCAAGAAAUUAAGGUUUCGAGGGCAGGAUGAUUUUUUGCGCCGGAUGUUUAGGAAGUUGUUAAAAUGGUGGAUGCUUUUGCUGUUCCUGCCUGCGGUUGGAUUGCUCAUACUCGAGACAUCGAGAAUCGCCGGAAAGCCUAAUGAGGGUUCGAAAUCGUUGUCGAAAUCGGGAUUUGUUGGAGAAGAGAUAUCGGAGGGGAACUUAAAUCAUCUAAAUCCGACGACAAGGAUGGUUAACGGGGUCAGAGAACAGGUAGAGCAUGAGUUGAAGAAGCUUGAUCGUGACAGUUGGACAAUGAAGAUGGCCACAUCAAAUUUGAGGACGAGUUCUUUCAAAUAUGGGGAGAAUGAUGUAGUCAUGAUGAUGGACAAUUAUUGUCCAUUCCACUUUCUCCCAUGUUGCUUGAAGCUUCUACCUCCAGAAAAACUCCAGCAUCUAGAUAUACCUGCAGGCGAAGAACCAACCCUUCCUGUCAAAAGAUUGGUAUACAAAUCAGAUAUUGAGUCAUCUUAUGUAGGAGGCAAUGCUACAGUGCUACAACAUACAGAAGCUACAAGAUUCAACUUAUUCACAGGGUACCAAACUCUUCAUGAAAGAGAACAAAGUUUUAAGGUGAAUGAAACUGCUGUGGUGCAUUGUGGUUUCUACAGUGAAAAUGGAGGAUUUAAGGUUUCCAUAGAGGACAAAAAUUACAUGCAAACUUGCAAAGUUGUUGUCUCUACUUGCACAUUUGGUGGUGGAGAUGAUCUUUAUCAACCUAUAAAUAUGACUGAAGAGUCUCUAAGAAAGGUCUGCUAUGUUGCAUUUUGGGAUGAUAUUACUUUCAGAACCCAGGAAGCAGCGGGAAGGAAAAUUGAUGAGAACCAGAUGAUUGGUAAAUGGCGCAUCGUGCUUGUUAAGGAUCUUCCCUUCACAGAUCAACGGUUGAAUGGUAAAAUCCCUAAGAUGUUGAGCCAUCGACUAUUCCCUCAAGCAAGGUAUUCAGUAUGGGUAGACUCUAAAUCCCAGUUUCGAAGGGAUCCGUUAGGUGUGUUGGAGGCACUUCUUUGGCGUACAAAUUCAACGCUUGCAAUCUCAGAGCAUGGAGCUCGUAGUAGUGUUUAUGACGAGGCCAGGGCUGUGGUUAAGAAACACAAAGCGACCCCAGAAGAAGUUGAGGUGCAGUUGAGCCAGUAUCGUCGUGAUGGUUUUCCUAAUGACAAGAGGUACAAUGGCAAGAAAGCUCUUUCUGAAGCUUCUGUUAUUUUGAGGGAGCACACACCAUUGACGAAUUUGCUCAUGUGCCUCUGGUUCAAUGAGGUAGUUCGUUUCACAUCACGCGAUCAGCUCAGUUUCCCUUAUGUUCUGAGGCAAUUAAAAGUGCUGAAGACUGUAAAUAUGUUCCCUGUCUGUACACGCAAAGAUCUUGUGAAUAGUAUGGGCCACUUGCGCAAAGCUCAACCCCUGGUGACUUGAGAUUUGUUGGUGCCCAGAUUGGAGGAGAGGGUAGGCGUUGUUUUCAUCCAUAAUUAAUCUGUAGGUGAUUCUCGAACUAGAUUAGUGUAAUGCCUUCAUUCUUUCCAUCCUAUUCAUUUUUUGCAUUUUCAGUUAAUUGUAUCUGCAAGUGGUGCUCAUAUAUAGCCAAUUUCCUGUUUCGUUGCCUCAUACACUCUCAUAGAUAUUUAUCAUGAUUUUCUGUUUCGCAGUAGGUAUUAA
Messenger RNA from Macadamia integrifolia, 2127 nucleotides. Its product is annotated as probable hexosyltransferase MUCI70. The transcript is spliced from 7 exons. Lineage: Eukaryota; Viridiplantae; Streptophyta; Magnoliopsida; Proteales; Proteaceae. The record is from RefSeq and is a predicted model, not a curated record. The coding region runs from base 346 to 1887 and encodes 513 amino acids.